GUUGAAGAUUCAUAUAUGAAUUCGACCUUCUCAAGCAUAACUAUAAAUAACAUCUCCAUUAAAUACAACCGAUGGCAAGUCUUGGCUAAACUAUUUAUCAUGGACAAUUACCGACGGAGAGUUGAUUUUCCCUUUUAUUAUUCACGAAUCACAAUUUUAGUUACAGCUGCAUCUUCCAGCAGCCUGGUUACUUCAUGGAUAAAAGAAUCAUUAAUUUCGUUGUCAGGGGAAGUUACUUCAUUAUUGGUCAAUACGAUGUCGUGUUGUAACGCUACAUAUACUUCCAGCAGCCUGAUUACUUCAUGGACAAAGGGCGGUAUGUCUGGUUCUUUGCAAGCCCAAAACUCUGUUGAACCAAAAUUAGGAUCAUCUAUGUUGCCAACACCUUCUUUAAUGGCCUCAACAAUGUAUCGAUCAGAAAGUGCGUCCUCUAAAAGCAAGUGUAUGUUGUCACCAUCACCAACGAUGUCCUCAUUUACAAAAGCGUCCUCUAAAAGGAGCUGCACGCUAUCAUCAUCACCAACGAUGUCCUCAUUUACAAAGGCAUUUGAUUACAACAAAAUCUCAACGACGACGUCACAUGUAGAAAAAAUUCAGUCGACAGUUAUGGUUGCACCAAAUCAAUCUGUUCAUUUAAAUGAUGAUCAGUACCCAGUCUCAGAUGAAAAGCAACGAGUUAUAUGGACGUGGAUAUUUAUAUGUUUUAGUGCUGUGAUUAUCGUGAUUAUAAGCAUAACAUUGCUUACUGUAUACAUUUGGAAGAUUUUACGAUAUACUAGGCACUCGGUUAAAGGAGAGUUUCCCUUUCAACUUCCAUUAAAAGCAAUGAUUCCAGGCUCCUGUACCAUCGUAGAUCGAAUCGUCGUUUUACUCUCUUCAGCGAAGAAAAAGAACGUUCAGCAGUUGCUGAGCUAA
Molecule: messenger RNA, 915 nt
Organism: Xenia sp. Carnegie-2017
Lineage: Eukaryota; Metazoa; Cnidaria; Anthozoa; Malacalcyonacea; Xeniidae
Exons: 10
Coding region: 16-915 (299 amino acids)
Source: RefSeq, a predicted model, not a curated record